AGCCGAGUGAAAAAGCUCGCAAUUCCCGUGACGUUCGCUCAUCAGCAGCAGCAGCCCUGGCCUGCCACAAUCGCUUCGACUCGGUCAUCAUUGUGCGGUGCCGUACGUAUAUCGUUUUGCCCGACCACGACGGCACGCGAGCAGACAUUUAGUCCUGAAAGCCGUAUUACGAUCGUGCCGUCGAAAUGUGCGCGUAUCUCAGCACGAGUAUCACGAGACACGUAAAACCAAGGACUUCAGGGAUGUUGCAGUGCUGUGGUGUUGGAGGUGGCGCUUCCACGGCACCUCAGGCUCCGCAGCUGCAGGAUACCGGAUCUGCUGUCGGGAUUACCACCUCCACGAAAACCACCAUCAUGCAGGACGCGGUCCACGAAUCCAUUCGCGAGCAAAUGCGUGAAACGGAAGCUCGGAAGGCGGAGCUGGAGAGACAACACGCAGAAGCACAGAGCCAGCUACGCGAAAAGAUAGCAGGACGCUAUCAGGGCCCGGAAUCGGUCGAAGCGCUGCAAUCGAAAAUAAGGGAACUCGAGAAGAAAACGGAGCUGCAGAUAGUCAGACACGAGGAAUUGUCCUUGGAGCUGACGAGCCUUAGACGUGCUCGAAGCAGAGGGCCGGUGGUAGGACAUCACUCGGCGGUACCGACUACUUGGCCACCGGCUGGUUCCGAACUCGACAGAAUAAUAGCGGAGAUGGAACAAGAUAAUAGCGCUAGUCGGAUGUUACACGAUUUGGACCACUCCCGGAGCACCAUUACCACGCAACAGCCCUCGGUUACACAGGGUAUUCUGCGAUCCAGCUCCGAAAAUCUUCCUAAUCUUAGCCAACAUCAGCAUCCACCCCAUCCGCACGCUUUGAGCCUGGGAAUGCCAACGCAAUUGGGCCACUACGCAGGUUCGCCGAUGCCCCUAACGCCAAUGAUGCCCGGAUGUCCACCGUUGACACCGAACGGACCGCCGUAUCACUAUAGCGAGCCAAUCCCGCCGGCGCCGUCGCUCUCCACCAGCCAGUCGCAGCCCGUUUUCCAACAGAAGAUGCAAUCGUACCAGCAACAGCAGUCUCAUGCCGAUUUGCCCAGUUCUCAUUCCCAGAGUGCUCUGCCCACGCAGCAGAAGCAACAACAAGCGCACACCCAUUUCGCGAGCAAUCAGUACCAGGAGAGUUAUCCGCAUACGCAGACCUAUCAGCAGCCGCUCCAGCAGCAACAGCAGCAACAGCAACAUCCGGCCUCUACAACGUACCUGACGUCGUCGAGUCAAAGCGUGAUACCUCAUUACACGCAGCCCACUCAGACCGGCCAAACGUAUCAACUCAAUGGAAGUCAGCAGGCAACGACUUAUCCAAGCUUAUCGAUAACAUCCCACCCAAACGGAACGUACAGCACAGGGGCGAGCACCUUCAACACCCAACUGUCCCAUCACAAUUUCCCUGUACCGCAGACGAGCAUCCCCCAAACCACGUUGUCGUCCCUACCGCCCUAUUCGACGAGUUCCUUCCAUUCCACGUUAGGCGCGCUGACCAGCGUGCCACAAACCGUUCUUCCCUACUCGAGUGUACAGAGCACAUUUGCCACCAGCGGAUCGACCUACUCUACCGUCGGGACCAACGCUUUUGGCACGUCUGGCGUGAACUCAGGUACCAGCUCGACAGGCUUGUUGCAAGCGAUAAGCGAUCCCCUCCAAGCGAUGCAGCAACUGUCUGCCCAGUCGCAGGCGAACCAGCUGCAGCAGCAGGCGAUCAUACAGCAGAUCCAGCAAAGUUUAAGAGCCAGCUCGCCGACAGCUACCACUGCUACCGGCCACCACUACCUCGGUCCAAGACAAAUGCCAAAGAUACCCAGCAGUAUACUGUCGAAUCCCCUGGAUCGACUAACCAACGACAAUACCGUGCCCGAGGGUCAGCUGGACAUGCUGGAUAUACCCGGCAAGGGCAAAUGUUACGUUUACAUUGCUCGUUUCACUUACGAGCCGUUCCAGCACUCGCCGAACGAGAACCCGGAAGCGGAGCUGCCCGUACAGGGUGGCGAUUACCUCCUGGUCUGGGGGCAACCGGACGCGGACGGUUACCUCGACGCGGAGACGCUCGACGGCAGACGCGGUCUCGUACCAGCCAAUUUCGUCCAGAAAUUGGUCGGCGACGAUCUGUUGGAGUUUCAUCAAGCCGUGCUGGGACUCAGGGACGUCGAUGAUUCUGCAUCCACCAAUAUUCCCCAAGUGAGCAAUGUUCUCUGUUUGCAGUGCUUUCUGCAAGACUUCGAUCUCGAGUUGGCGGCCUUGGAGGAGGGGAAUCGAAACCGACAGGCGGAAUUGUCCGCGUACGCGGAGCUCGACAACAUCGCGGAGGAGGACGAGCAGGAGCCACCAGAAGUCUACCUGUUUUCGGACCUAGUUCCGGCGCCGCAGCAUCUCACUCUCGAGCGGCAGUUGAACAAGAGUGUCCUAAUCGGCUGGACACCGCCCGAAAACACUCACCAGCUCGAAUCCUAUCACGUCUACGUGGAUGGGGUGUUGAAGGUUACCGUUAAAGCGACCGAGAGAACUAGAGCGUUGGUCGAGGGAGUCGACUCUACCAGGCCGCACAGAAUAAGCGUACGGUCGGUGACGCACACGAGAAGAACGUCCCGCGACGCCGCUUGCACGAUGGUGAUCGGUAAGGACGGCGCCCUGGGUCCAGCCGCCGUCAAGGCGUCGAACGUGACCGCCACCAGCGCCGUGAUAUCCUGGCUGCCGAGCAACAGCAACCACCAGCACGUCGUCUGCGUGAACAACGUCGAGGUCAGGACGGUGAAGCCCGGCGUUUACAGGCACACGAUCACAGGCUUGGCGCCCUCGACGAUCUACAGGGUGACCGUCAAGGCGAAGAACCUGAGAGCCACGCACUUCGAGGACCAAAACACUCAAGCGGCGAACAACUUAGCGUGUCACGUCCACUUCAAAACGUUACCCAAAGGACUACCAGAUCCUCCGGUCGAUAUCCAGGUGGAGGCUGGACCGCAGGACGGCACUUUGCUAGUGACCUGGCAGCCUGUUGCCCUAAACGGUUCGGCCGUCACCGGUUACGCGGUGUACGCCGAUGGGAAAAAGGUCACCGACGUAGACAGCCCCACCGGUGACCACGCUCUGGUCGACAUCCACAAACUGAUGGGUUUGAACCCGAAGCAUAUCACGGUCAGAACUAAGAGCAGGGAGAGCCAGUCGGGCGACAGUUGCGCCACUGCCAUUCCCUGCAGCGUUCUUCGCGGCGGGCCCGCGACCCAUUUGCAACACGGGUCCGUGCACAUGCAAGACCAGGGACAGCAACAGUCAUCCAGCGUGGGACAGUCGGACGACCCCAACAGGGUGCGCAUGGGCGGCGUUAGCCAGAGAUAUCCGUCGAUCCCCGUUCCGUCGCACAUGAGAAGACACGGGGUGACCAGGGUCGACGCUCACGGCCAAGUGAUCAUCGAGACCGACGAGAAUCUGUCCGACAAAGAGAUCUAUCCUGGACAGAGCAUGUCUCAGAUGGGAGUUCCAGAGAUCACCAAGGACUCGGCGAGCGAGGCGAACUACAGCGAGGAGGAGGACCCGUCGCGCAGAGGCAAAGGCGGUCCUCACCACGGCGGCCAUCCUCGAUACGGGUCGCAAAUGGGACAACAAGGACUUCCGGGAACGCACAGAUCCGCAAGGAUGCCUGGUCCAGGCGGCAGGUCCCAGGAUCCGUACUACGAACAACCAGGAAACCAAAGAGGCAGGGGUCCCGGUUACCGCGGCGGGCGGGUAAUGCAGGCUCAGGGCGGUGCUGGUCAUCCGUCGAGCAGCGGUCAGCAAAUGAACGAGAGGCCACGGUGGUUCGUCGGCCUGUUCAAUUACGAUCCGAAGAUCAUGUCGCCGAACCCGAACGCCUGCGAGGACGAGCUCCCGUUCUCCGAGGGCGACUUCAUCAAGGUAUACGACGACAAAGACCCCGACGGAUUUUAUUGGGGAGAAUGCCGCGGUAGGCAAGGAUUCGUACCGCACAACAUGGUGAAAGAGAUCAAAGAUCUGAACGCGCCUGGUCAGGGACAGCAGGGGAGGAGAGGAAGAUGGGGCGACAUUUACGCCAGUAUGCCCGUGAAGAAGAUGAUAGCGCUCUACGACUACGAUCCGCACGAAUUGUCGCCGAACGUCGAUUCCCAAGUGGAGCUGGCGUUCCAAACCGGAAACGAGAUCUACGUCUACGGCGACCUGGACGACGAUGGAUUCUAUAUGGGCGAACUGAACGGUGUACGGGGUUUAGUUCCGAGUAACUUCCUCACCGAAGUGCCGGAUCAGCCGGCGCAGGGGCAACUGCCGCCUGGUAGCAGAAGACCACCCAGUCAGAGUCAAGGACCGGGAGCGAGAGGACCGCCUCCGCCACCACGGGAACCCCCUCCGCCUGGUCAUCGACGUGGCAAAGAUGCCUGCAUUGUGCCUGUGUCUGUCCCUGUCUGUCACUUAGACUCUAGACAACAACAACAACAACAACAACAACAACAACCAUCACUAAUGAACAACCAACAACAUCAACUCCAACAUCAACAAAACAAUCCACCGCAUCUAGCGUACCAACAAGCGAAUCACCACAGCUACACGACUGUAACCACGUCCAAUCAACAUGGGCCCACUCCCAUGGGUGCCCAUCAGCAAGGUCCCGUACCACUCCACCUUCAACAGCAGGGGAAGGGGAGGGGAGGCGCGAUCAAUCGUGGUAGUAACGUGCCGGGAGGUAUGCAGGGCCCUGGGCAGCACAUGCAACAGCAACAGGACUACCAACAACAGAAUCAACCGUACCAGCAACAGCAACCGAAUCAACAGAACCAGAACUACCAGCAGCAACAGAAUCAAGGGUACCAGCAGCAGGGUUCGGGAUUCGGACCGCAGGGCCAGCAGUUCCAGCAGCAACAGACCCAGCAGCAACAGCAACAGCAACAGCAGAAUCAACCGUACCAGCAACCGAACCAGGGCUCGUCGAUGCAGGGCAGUCAGAGCACCAGCAAACCGAUGAGGGGGAUACCGACGGUUCUGCCAACCGCCCAGUCGAAAACGCAACCGAACGCCGCGCAAGGCCAGCAACCGCAGCAACAGCAGCAGAGCACAGGCCCGAACCUUAUGCAAAAGUUCACGGAGAUGGCGGGCGCGAGCGCCGGCGGCGACAUACUCUCGAAAGGGAAGGAACUGAUCUUCAUGAAAUUCGGCCUCGGCAAGUGAGCUAUUACCCUGCCCGUGUCGCUCGCUCCGCUUCCUCUCUACUUCUGUCCUAAAGCUCUCGCGCCGGACCGUCGUGUCCGCGACGGGGGAUCACUUUCUAAAUCAGUAUUACGGAGAACAAACUGCGGAGAGCAAGCGAGACGCGCAGGCAGUGACGUACGAACGCGUCUCGUCCGAUCGGUUCUUUGCUAAUAACCACGAACGACACGACACGAAACGAUACGAUACGAUGAUAACCGUAUGAUGUAAAAUGUGCGCUGCCAUUGCUGCUGCUGCUGCUGUUGCCGCCGCUACGACUGUUACUAUUUCGCGACCACUGCUGGAUCCAUGGUUUGAUCGAAACGUUGCGCUGGUACGCGCGCGGACCGAUAAGUUUAUAUCUAAAAACAACCCCCAGUCCCGUUGUUUCUGCCUCGAGCUACGAGGCAAAUCUCCUAUCAGGCAGGAAAGAAAAGAAUGUUCGCUGGCGUCCUUCGAUGAUAUCCCCCUACCCGCGAAAAUCACCGUGAAAGUAGUCCGGAUUCGGAUUCGACGUUAAGAGUUCCGUGGAUUGAAACGACGAGGCUCGGUAAUCAACCACCUCCGAUUAAUUCUUUUUCGAUCGCCUUUGUCAUCAUCGUUAUCAUUAUCGUCUUCUUAUUCUUCUUCUUGUUCUAGUUCUUGAUCUUGAUCUUGUUCUUCUUCUCCUUCUUCUUCUUCUUCUUCUUCUUCAUGCAAUGGAGUCCUUUUUCUGGGUGUCACGUCGCCGAUCAAAAUCCUAAAAUUUAAACCGAAGGUCAAUAUCGAGAAACGGUUUUUACGCUCGUUGGAGGGGAAACGUUUCUGUGCAGGGUGUUUCUGGUGACUCUUCGCCUAGUUAACAGGAUUUGCUUUUUUCUUGACACCGGAAGGGCUGGGUUUUUAGCGUAGAUGUUCUCUGUUAUUUCGUUAGAGUAACCCAUCAGAUUACGAUUAAACUAUUGUUUUCUGAAGUAGUAUCUAAUGUAGAGAUGUUUCUUUUCCAACGGGUGCCAAGAACGGUCAAAUUUCGACAUUGUCCUUUUGGCCGCCGGACGAGUGUAUCGAAACGAAAUUGCGCACCGAGCAGGCAUUACUUUAUAAAUAUUGUAUAGCGCGUCCAAACAGCACUGGAUCGCGCAACGCGCCAUUUGUACAUGUCUUUUAAUUUGCGGCCAAGGGACAAGAAAAAUUCAACGAUUUAUUCGAUGGUAAAUAAUGUUAUGUAUUGUAUCGUUUGAUCGAAAGCGUAUGAAUUAAUAAAUAAUUGUGGCGUACAAUAUGCAUUAACGCCUGCUCAAGGAUUCGUACACACCGGAUGUCGGGUGCAUAAUCAGGCCACCGUGCACAAGAAUCACCUACCGAUUAGUUCGACGGAGAAAUUCCCUUUCGUACGUGGGCGUGCCUUAUGAAAAUCUCACCCAGGAACAGCAAUCAUAUCUUUUUGACUUCAACCGAUUCGACGGAACUGUCAGUCGAUGUCGCGACGGAUCGUUCGAUCGUUUCGCGGGAACGAGGACAUUUUAUAUAGAGGCGACUGAAUAAAGAGACGUCGCGUUACGAGUGAACCGCGAAACAAUUUCAAUUCGAAUUCGAGAAAGUUUCGCGUCGCAAGAGGCUUCUAAGAAGACGACGGAAAUUCCUCGACUCUGGUUUGCAAAUUUUUAUUUACCAAAGUCGGGGUUCCGUUGGCCCAGGCUACGAUUGGCCGACAGAACGGAUUUCGCGGUGAAAGAAUUUUCCGAAAAUCGAACGUCCGAGGCGCGGCGCAGGCGCGGAAUCGAGUCAGAUUCUGCGCCUCUGGCGCGUUUCUUCGAUCCCCCGUCUUUCUUUGCCUGAUGUUUAAAUUCCUCCGUUCCGAAGCGUUGCUUUGCGUUUAAUUUCUCAGACCCUGGAAAAAAAAAGUAUACAAAAUGAAAGAGACUAUCGGGACAAAGUUAAGUAGAUUAAAACGCGAUGCAAACGGAUCUAAAUGGAAGGCGAAGACUAAACGGGAACGUAGCUUCUCGUGGUGCUCGAGGCCGCGAUUACGAACGAAACGAAAAAUAUUUUAAAAAGACAGAGAGCCAAAACGAAUAACCAAACACUAUAAUCGCGCGCUGAACGACGCGCGACCGAAUGGCUUAGAAUCGAACGAUUCGUGGAUCAAGUCGAACUACGUGGUACAUAUAAAUAAAUAAUUUAACUAAGUAAUUAAUUGGUGUCGCUCCGAUGGUGGACGGGAGCGAUGAAUUCGA
This is a messenger RNA of Colletes gigas, 7435 nucleotides long. It is a transcript of the gene Rbp, whose product is annotated as RIMS-binding protein 2. The transcript has 18 exons. The record is from RefSeq and is a predicted model, not a curated record. NCBI's taxonomy places the organism in Eukaryota, Metazoa, Arthropoda, Insecta, Hymenoptera, Colletidae. Gene Ontology annotation, biological process: neuromuscular synaptic transmission. Gene Ontology annotation, molecular function: protein binding. Bases 186 to 5201 code for a protein of 1671 amino acids.